GAGAUACUCCACUUUCUAAGAGCUGCAAAGCCAAUGUCUGUGAAUAAUACUUUGCUUUAUGGAAACAGCCCGCUUGCUUGUGCGUGGCUUGCGUCGAGUUUAGAGAAAAAACUCAGUAAACGGCAGUAUUUGAAUACAUCGAUCACCGAUUCUACUCGUGCAAUAGAACAAUCAAGCGAUUAUGUCAACUCUGUCUCAAAUCCAAACCUUAUCUUUACUAACGACUCGAAUUCUCAGCUACAAUUUUUAUCACAGACCAGAGGUGGAAGUGGCAAUGAUGUCAAAAAGGAAAUUGAACCUAUGACGUUACGUAUCUCUGGCCAACUCCUUUAUGGUGUUGUCAAGAUAUAUUCGAGAAAAACUCGUUACUUGUUUGAGGAAGUCUCACUGGCUUUGAUCCAGCUAAAGUCUGCGUUUGCCAUCACAAAGUCUAUCACUGUACCAAUAGAGCAAACCGUUAUUUCGUCUUUGGAUAGUAUCACUUUGAAGGACACUGUUACUGAGACCAAUGUUUUAUACGAUGCAGAGACUUUUGACAUAGGCAGAGUAUUUGGACUCACUGGUUCGAGCGCUAUAAAUACUCAGUCAUGGGAAAAUUCAAACGAAGAUGACCCUGCUGGAGAUGAUUUUUUGAUGGGGGACGUUAGUGUCGGUAGAAACAACGGACAUGAUAGCGAUGUCACCGGAAAUGGAACUGGUACAGAUAUUUUUGUCCCGAACUUUGAACAAGAGGAUGUUGGUGUUGACUACCAUGUUGGUAACGAUUCUAUUGAUGCUUUAGCAAGAAGAGCGCAAGUUCCAGUAGAUGAUUUGGAAGGUGCCGAUGAGUUCGAGCUCCCUCUCGACCUCGACCUAAAACAGCCACAGCAAGAAACCGAAGCCGCUGGACUUGCUGGGAUAAGUAAUUUUCAGCUUUCUGCGGUCGACAAUAUGGAUCUUGAGUUUACGGUUGAUGACAACAAUGAUUUUGAUAAUUCUCGGAUCAGAGAUGAUACUGUCCAAAAUAUUGUUAAUCAUAAUCAUGCAGACGAGAUGGAGGAAAAUUAUGAAAGCAGUGAAAGUGAAGACGUACCAGCAGCAGCAAGAAAAGGAAAUAGAAAGGCUAAAAAGAGAACCUACAACUACAAAAUAACAGAUGUAGUUAGAACCCAGAGAAAAAAAUUGGUUGUGGAUAUUAGUUAUGAAAUAUCGACAGACGAGUUGAAAAGGAACCAGCGUGAAUAUCCAGGUCAACUGAGGAAACUUCAAGUCCAAAAUCCUCACGGUUUGGAGCUGGAAAAGGUUUGCGACAGUGUGGUCCAAGAAUUACAGUCACCGUUCCUUCACACUAUUGGAUCAUCGUGGAAGUCAAUAAAAAGGAGAAGAUUGUUGUCUAAUGUUAACAUUGACAGCGGAUAUGUUGAAGAUGAAUUACCGCAGCAUACACAAGUAGAUGAUGAUUAUGCUCAAAACCAACAAGAACUGCCUGACAAUCAUGAUCUUCCAGAAUUCCCUGUGUUUGAUGAGAAUGUUGGUGAUCAUAUAGAUGCACCUCAAAUCGAAGAUCUUCCUGAUUUCGAAAAUAACGACGAUCAGCAAACAACUUCAGGGGAGGUACCUGUGAAUGAGCAUGAGGCUUCAGGACCACAAGAUGAUGAGGAGGACUUUGAUGCUUACUCAGAUUCGCAAGUGAAGAGUAAAAGCACAAUUGAAGUUGCACAAGAGCUUAGAAACAAAUUUGAUACUGAUAAGAAUUCGAUUCUUCAAUUCGACGAUGUUAUUGAAGCUUGUAAGCUUUCAGAGAACAAGAAAAGCAGUGCUACCAGAGCUUUUUUUGAAUUAUUGGUUUUAGGGAGUGGUAACGCUGUAAAACUCGAACAGAAUCGUCUUUUCGGAGAGAUCACGGUUGAAGCAAAACAGGGACUUUAUGAAAAAUUUUUAUAGUUUAUAAAGCAUAUGAAAUAAAUAUAUAAAUUUAAU
Messenger RNA from Pichia membranifaciens NRRL Y-2026, 1959 nucleotides. RefSeq lists its product as hypothetical. Gene Ontology annotation, cellular component: cohesin complex; synaptonemal complex. The coding region runs from base 34 to 1923 and encodes 629 amino acids. Gene Ontology annotation, molecular function: chromatin binding; protein binding. Lineage: Eukaryota; Fungi; Ascomycota; Pichiomycetes; Pichiales; Pichiaceae. Gene Ontology annotation, biological process: synaptonemal complex assembly; mitotic sister chromatid cohesion; replication-born double-strand break repair via sister chromatid exchange. The record is from RefSeq and is a predicted model, not a curated record. The transcript has a single exon.